This is a messenger RNA of Teleopsis dalmanni, 1359 nucleotides long. RefSeq lists its product as uncharacterized. Bases 36 to 668 code for a protein of 210 amino acids. NCBI's taxonomy places the organism in Eukaryota, Metazoa, Arthropoda, Insecta, Diptera, Diopsidae. The record is from RefSeq and is a predicted model, not a curated record. The transcript has 2 exons.
UUUUUGGCAAAUUUUUGUUAAUCAAAAUAACAGUUAUGAGUUGUAGUGGCAGUUAUUGGGACGUAGGAUGUCAACCAAUACCUUUUUCAUGCAAUGACAAUUCCUUACAUGAAUGGAAAAUGAAUCUUCAUAAACCUUAUCAUUAUAUGAAUCCAACAAAACCGCAAGAACAAAACAUGUAUCUAUUGCCGGAAUGCGUAUUUUCUGGAUGUAAUGAAGAAGAAAUGGAAAAAUACAAAAUAAAACAAAUGAAACCACCUUGCGCACAUCAAGGAUGUGUUGCGGGUGAGCAACAACAAUACGUUCUGUUCGGCAACCCAGGUGAUCCAAAUAGUUAUGUACAGGGAGCACAUUAUUUAACAAAUACAUUAAAUAAGUGCCGACCCUGUUAUAAGCAGCGUCCCAAUAAUUAUUGCCAAAAUAACCCAUAUCAAAAUUUCGGAUCAAAAUUUAAAAAAAAUAAAUGUCGUUUAACCAAAAAAUGUUUACAUGAUAUUGAAAAAUUAUAUCUUUCAGUAAAUGGUAUAUAUCCAUUCGACGAAUUGCCCACAUAUACUGCAAUAAAUAAUUUUCCACUCAUGAAGUAUGAACCUGAUGAUAAUUGGAAAUUUGAGAAAUAUAAAACCUCUGAAGAUGGAUUGAGCUUAACCAGAAUGAUGUUAAGAUAACCAAACACGUCGCGAUCCGUUGGUUGAGUUGAAUAUGGUUAAUUAGGGUAGUAAAUAUUGAAUUAUCAGAGAAUUACUCAAGAUUUGGCAUCGACUUCAUAAAUAAAUAAAUUAAGCUGUCCUUUUUGUAAUAUUAUAAUUUUGUCGCCAAAAAAAAACUAGCAUAAACUAACAAGUGACUUAUGAGCUCACAACUUUAUAACUAUUUGAAAACCAUUUCUCUAAAAAUAGUAUAAUAGAACAUCUUCAAUGGAUCGUUUUAGAGUAUUUUGUCUUUUGAAGAAUCGACAUUUUACUGGUAUUAAUAACAACUUUUCAUAAUAGUACAUUGGUAUAUAUUUUAAAAAUAAAGAAUAUUAAAAUUCUAUACGAAAAACUUAAUGAUUCCAAAGAUUACAAUUUCUAAACAUGAUUAGAAACAUGAUAACUAAAGAUUAUAAAAUUGAUUAAUAGAAUAUUUAUCAUAUAUAAACAUAUCAUAAUACAACUAUUCUUUACUAAUUUAUGUAAAGAAUGUGUUCUUUUAAAAAAUUUUUUGAAAAUAAAAAACUUUACUGCACUCACAUAUACUAGAGAUUCUUAUGAUAAGUCUGAUUAAAAUUUAUCGAUUGGAAGUGAUAAAAACGAAGAUAUAGAAAGUAUCGAAAGAAUGGAAUUUGAGUUUAGUUCACAUUACCAUUGUACCAGUAUU